AUGCAUUCCUAUUUCCGGGAUGAAUACAGGGAUACGAAUGGUGAAAACGUUUAUCACGUUGCGGAUUCAUUCGACAGCGACCUGAUGCUAGAGAUCGACAGCUAUGGAAAAGGCGUAUCUGCAGCACGGCUUGAUCGUACCCAGGAAGAUCUUAAUAAAUACCGCCAACGUAUUGAUGCUAAUGUGGAGCACCAAAAGGAUGUAGCAUGA
Messenger RNA from Gongylonema pulchrum, 210 nucleotides. Lineage: Eukaryota; Metazoa; Nematoda; Chromadorea; Rhabditida; Gongylonematidae. The record is from the annotation of a GenBank genome assembly.